Messenger RNA from Penicillium malachiteum, 1437 nucleotides. Its product is annotated as IFRD domain-containing protein. Lineage: Eukaryota; Fungi; Ascomycota; Eurotiomycetes; Eurotiales; Aspergillaceae. The transcript is spliced from 2 exons. Bases 1 to 1437 code for a protein of 478 amino acids. The record is from RefSeq and is a predicted model, not a curated record.
AUGCCUGACCUUCGUCGUCAGAUCUUUGAGAGCGGCAAGACCGUCUCUCGCAAGGCUGCUUCUCGUGAGGCAUCGCGUACCAACUCGCUCGCAAGCUCGAAGCAAACUUCCCGCCAGUCAUCCCGUGCUGCAAGCCGUCAGCCAUCUGAUGAUGAGGACUCGGGCUCCCUUUCUGAUGAGACCGCCAUGAGUAUCGGAUCCCUCGACGACGAGAACCCUGAACAGGAUAAUGUCGACUGGCCUACUGAGCUCGCCGAGCGCAUUGAUGAAAUUCUUGACCGCAAGCGCUCCAGCGUUCAGGGUCGUGAGGAGGCCUUGACUGCCUUCUGCCGUCUGACCAAGUAUCACUUGGCCGAGGACGUGGUCCGUGUCUUCGCCAGUGAGCUGUUGGUUGCGUUCUGCAAGAGCGUCCGAACUGAAUCCAGCGUCGUGGAGACAACCCAGGCUCUGCGCGCCAUUGAACUGCUUGCGAUUACUACCAACGACGACAAGACCUACGAGAACACUGAGCCGCUCAUUACCCGUACCAUUCGCGACUCCACCUCCAACGCAGUUAAAGCUGCCGCCAUCCACUGCCUUGGCGCUUGCACCAUUUUCGGUGGCGCUGGUGAAGAUGGCAUCCUCGACCAGAUGACCUUCCUCUUGGAUGUUGUCGCUUCUGAUGGACAGUCUAUCGAUGCCCCCGACGACGCCACUAAUGUGACAGCUGCACUCCAGGUUUGGGGAUUCCUGGCCACUGAAAUCGACGACUUCGAAGCCGACAGCGAGGAGGCCGCUCAAAUCUUCAUCGACCAGCUUGACAGCGGUGACUCCGGCGUGCAGGUCGCAGCUGGCGAGAAUCUCGCCUUGCUCUACGAAAAGAGCUACACUCCCCAGGAGGAUGGCGAGCCCAACGACGACGAAGAAGAAUCCGAGGAGAGUGAUGAGCACGAGCAAAUGAGCAACGGACCCAAGCUCGUCAAGCGCUACAACGCCUACCACAACACUCCCGAGCUCGAGCGCCAGCUAAAGGCUCUGGCCCACAUCCACACCAAGCGCAUCAGCAAGCGCGACAAGAAGUCUCUCCACAGCAACUUUGCUUCCAUUCUUAACACCGUUGAGAACCCGCGCCGUGGCCCGCGCUACAACACUGCUAUUGAUCAGGACACCGACCGCCACUAUGGCAGCACCUUGACCGUCAAGAUCGGCAAGCAUGGUAUUAUGAGCAUCGAUCGCUGGUGGAAGUGGGUUCGCCUGACUGCCUUGCGUCGCAUCCUGCAGGGUGGAUUCGCCGAGCACUAUUUCCAGGGUAACCGUGCUGUUCUGGAUAACUUGCCUGUGAUGCUCCGAACCGCUGGUCGAUCUGGAGAUCGCGAGAGUGCCAAGAAGGCUGCUAAGGUGCGCAACAGCCACACCUCGCGCCGCUGGACUGCUCCACAAUCCGAUGAUGAGGACUAA